Molecule: messenger RNA, 2526 nt
Organism: Labrus bergylta (ballan wrasse)
Lineage: Eukaryota; Metazoa; Chordata; Actinopteri; Labriformes; Labridae
Gene: pde6c
Product: phosphodiesterase 6C, cGMP-specific, cone, alpha prime
Biological process (GO): signal transduction; visual perception
Molecular function (GO): 3',5'-cyclic-nucleotide phosphodiesterase activity; protein binding
Source: RefSeq, a predicted model, not a curated record
AUGGCAGACAAGGAUAGCGUGGAGAAAUACCUGGAGAACAACCCGCAGUUCGCCAAAGAAUACUUUGAUAAGAAGUUGCGCGCCGAAGCCCUGUCCGCCGCCUUCUCUGCUCCUCUGGACAUCAAAGACACCGCUUCCUUCAAGGAUCUUAAUUCUGUGCAAGAGUCCGGCCUCAUCUUCGAGUUGGUCCAGGAGAUGCAGAAACAGGCAGUCCCGAUGGAGCAAUCCCUCCACAAAGUGUUGCAGAGAGUCGCCCUGAUAUUGCAGGCCGACAGGGUCAGCUUUUACUCGUGCCGGUCCAGAAAUGGAAUCCCCGAGCUCGCCACUUGCCUCUUUGACGUGAACCCGACGUCCAAGUACGAGACAAACCUGGUCAAUCCGCAGGGGGAAAUUGUGUUCCCUCUGGAGAUGGGUAUCGUCGGACACACCGCGCACUGCAAAAAGCCUCAAAAUGUUCCCGACGUCUCAGCGAAUAAAAAGUUCUGUGACUUUGUGGACAAACAGACCGGAUACAAGACAAAAUGCAUGCUCACUUUCCCUCUGGUGGCUGACAAAGAGUGCCUUGGCGUCGUCAUGGCACUAAACAAAAUAGGAGCUGAUACGUUCUCUGCAGAGGAUGAGACGCUCUUCCACAAGUACAUGAACUUUGCUCAAGUCAUCGCCCUGCAGCAUUACACAGCCUACAUGUUCAACGUGGAGUCCAGAAGGAGUCAGGUGCUUCUGUGGUCGGCCAGUAAAGUGUUUGAGGAGUUGACAGACAUUGAGAGACAGUUCCACAAAGCGCUCUACACUGUAAGGACCUAUUUACAAUGCGAACGAUACUCAGUGGGUCUGUUGGACAUGACCAAAGAGAAGGAAUUCUAUGAUGAAUGGCCUGUGAAACUGGGAGAUGUGGAACCCUAUAAAGGACCAAAAACACCAGACGGCAGGGAAGUCAUCUUUUACAAGAUUAUUGACUACCUCCUGGAAGCGAAAGAAGAAAUUAAAGUCAUACCGGGUCCACCUGCAGAUCACUGGGCUCUAGUUAGCGGGCUACCCACCUAUGUGGCAGAGAACGGCUUUAUUUGCAACAUGAUGAACGUGGCUUCAGAUGAUUUCUUCACUUUCCAGAAAGAGGCUGUGGAUGACACAGGUUUUGUCAUCAAGAACGUCUUGUCGCUGCCCAUCGUCAACAAGAAGGAAGAAAUAGUGGGUAUCGCCACUUUCUUCAACAGGAAAGAUGGCAAGCCGUUUGAUGAGCACGAUGAGCAGAUCACUGAGGCCCUGACACAGUUCUUGGGUUGGUCGGUGCUGAACUGUGACACCUACGACAGGCUGAACCGCAUGGAGUACAGGAAAGACAUCGCCCAGGAGAUGCUCAUGUACCAGACCAAAUGCACCACUGCUGAGAUGCAGUCCAUUCUGAACACCAAAGAGAAAUUUGACGCUGACCCUGAAGACUGCGAGCAGAAAGACAUGUACAAACUAUUGAAAGCAACAUGCCCGCCAGCGGACAAUGUCAAUGGAGAGAAUCUGUACCUGUUCUCCUUCAGCGACUUCCCCGUCACAGAGCACGACCUCAUUAAAUGCGGGAUUCGCAUGUUCUUUGAACUGGGAGUCGUUGAAAAGUUUAAAGUUCCGGCAGAGACUCUGACCAGGUGGAUGUACACAGUGAGGAAGGGUUACCGUGCCAUCACCUACCACAACUGGAGGCACGGCUUCAACGUGGGCCACACCAUGUUCUGCCUGCUGCAGACAGGAAGGCUGAGGAAGUACUAUUCUGAUCUAGAUGCCUUCGCCAUGGUGGCCGCCGCUUUCUGCCACGAUAUCGACCACAGAGGAACCAACAACCUCUACCAGACAAAGAGUGCACAUCCUCUGGCUAAACUUCAUGGCUCCUCCAUUAUGGAGAGGCACCAUUUGGAGUACAGUAAGACGCUCAUGGGAGAGGAGAGCCUCAACAUCUUCUGCAACCUGCAGAAGCGUCAGUUUGAGAACGUGCAGCAUCUGUUUGAUGUCUGCAUCAUCGCCACCGAUCUGGCCCUUUACUUCAAAAAGAGAACCAUGUUCCAGAACAUCGUGAAUGCCACAGAGCCAAUGGCGGAUGAAAAGGAGGCCAUUGCUCACAUUUCCAACAACCCAACAAGGAAGGAAAUUGUCAUGGCCAUGAUGAUGACAGGUUGUGACUUGUCAGCUAUCACCAAACCCUGGGAGGUUCAGAGCAAGGUGGCUCUGAUGGUCGCUGCUGAAUUCUGGGAACAAGGAGACUUGGAGCGAAGUGUUUUGGACCAACAACCAAUUCCAAUGAUGGACAGAAACUGUGCCGAACAGCUACCCAAGAUGCAGUGUGGAUUCAUUGACUUUGUGUGCUCGUUUGUAUACAAGGAGUUCUCGAGGUUCCACAAGGAGAUCACACCCAUGUUCGACGGCCUGAACAACAACCGGGCACAGUGGAACGCGCAGGCCGAGGUGUACAAUGCAAAGAUGAAGGCCAUUGAGGAUGAGAAGAAGAAACUAGAGGAAGAGGAAGCUAGAAAAGGUACAUAG